Molecule: messenger RNA, 1077 nt
Organism: Phycomyces blakesleeanus NRRL 1555(-)
Lineage: Eukaryota; Fungi; Mucoromycota; Mucoromycetes; Mucorales; Phycomycetaceae
Exons: 2
Coding region: 1-1077 (358 amino acids)
Source: RefSeq, a predicted model, not a curated record
AUGUCUGUGACACGUCUGGGUAAUGAAUUGGCCAUAAUGUGUCCGAGAAAUUACGAGCUUGCAAAGAUCGACAGUAGAAGAGGUUUAUGGCCACUCACCAAGCUGUUAUUUAUAAGAGCGGCAAGAAAUCAACAUACGAUGCCUACUAGAGAGAACUCUCACCAUACCCACGGCGUCUCCCUAUCUAAUAUUGUCAAUCAUUUUCAAAGUAACUCUAAUGCCAACAAUCCUUCACCACCACCAACAGCAAUUCAAAGAACAUAUCGAGUUCACUCCACACAGCCUCUUCCAAACCAGUUCUUGGAUGACGAAGAUGAAGAGGCUAUGAUUGGAGCCCAAAAUCUAUACCGAAACUGUAAUUUGGAAAGAAACGAUUCAAGGUUCUCAUUAUUUGGAAGGACCACUUCCCGCCCAUCAUCUUCACAUAGCCGCCAGUCGAGCACCUCCUUAGGGUCUCUCUUCAGAACAGCAAGCAGAUUAUCUAGACCACCAACAUACCAGCAGUAUGAUAAUCCAGCCGACGCUGACCAACACCGUAAUGACAUAGAACGCCUACACCGACUAGAAGAGCUCUAUCGGCUUCAACAUGGAAAUGAUUAUCAAGCAAACAGGACCUCUAACAACUAUUCCAGAAGAUAUUCAGAAGAUCACGCCAAUCAAAGCUCUUAUUCAGGCUGGAAAGAAAAGAUUGGGCGCUUCUUACUGAAUCAGUUCCGUGGCCUUUUUAUUGCACUCUGGAUGGUGGUGUUUGUAUUUGUAGGGUGCUUGACAGUAUUUUUGCCUCUUCCAGAAGCAGCCUACGCUAUGUGGGCUCCUUUAGUACUUUAUGUGAUCGGAGUCUUGAUCGUCAACACCUCUGAUCGCAGAAGGGCACGUGAAAUGGCCACAUUACGACAACAAGUUGGUGAAGCCCGCAGAAGAAGAAUACAAGAACUAUUGCAGGCGAUGAAUUUGCCUGAAAAUCACUACUUUGAAAUUCAAGAUGAUCCAAAACACCACGGGCAUCCUGUAAUGACGUUAUUGCCACCGCCACCAGAAUAUCAAAAUCAAUUUCCAAACGAAAGAGAGACAAGCUAG